AUGAAGGCCACAGCUUAUAUUUUUUCGCUUUGCUGCGCCUUGCCUGCGGCAAUGGGCCUCGUGGCUCCACGUAACGGCUUCGCAGUACAUGUCCCGUCCUGGCAGUUCCAAGUGACGCCUGGAGGAGAGACCGUUGUACUCAAUGGCACCAUUGAGGAGGCCCGCGCCCAGCUCCUGAAGCUCAACCCAAACUGGGACUCGGACUUCCCCAGAAAAAACACUACGGAGCUGAAAAAGCGGGAAGCGGACUUUCCCCCGAACGCGAAGUUCAACUGCGACUCGAAGCGUGGGUUUGGAGGCGCCGGAGUCCUGCAGGGCAUCGUCAACGACCUGGACUAUAGCCGAGACAUCCCGCUUCUUCCAUGGGGUCCGGGUACAUGCGCACAGGUUGCCUGCCGAUGGGAUACUGCUGUCUGGUGGUGUAACGAUAACUUCAGAUUGUUUGCCCUGGAUUCAUAUAGCCGGAUAGCGAACGGCGUUUCGUUCAUCUACAGCCAUUGCUACGUCCCCUCAAAGGAUGCCACCGUGGCUGGCCAGGUGUUUCACAGGGAGAACUGGAACGUUAUUGUCAGCGCUGGCGAUUGCUAG
Molecule: messenger RNA, 588 nt
Organism: Purpureocillium lilacinum
Lineage: Eukaryota; Fungi; Ascomycota; Sordariomycetes; Hypocreales; Ophiocordycipitaceae
Source: RefSeq, a predicted model, not a curated record